Molecule: messenger RNA, 348 nt
Organism: Dibothriocephalus latus
Lineage: Eukaryota; Metazoa; Platyhelminthes; Cestoda; Diphyllobothriidea; Diphyllobothriidae
Source: the annotation of a GenBank genome assembly
GUCAAGAGAACUUCUAUUUCCAAUAUCAAGCGUUCCAUCACCGAUAUGGACAUUGAUGUGAGCGUACAGAAGAAGAAACGACCUCGUUCCUACAACUCCCGCAUUUCGGCCGAGCAGAAACUGUGCAUUGACACCUUUGAACAUUGGUCUGAUCAGGACCAGGUUGAGUUUCUCUGCUGUCUUCUCUCCCGCAUGUCACAUUCGCAACAUAGUCAAAUCAACAAAUUCCUCGAGCCCCUCCUUCAGCGUGACUUUAUCAUUGCACUGCAAGUUUUCCAACUCAUAUGUACUUUUGUUGACCUUCUUUACGCUUUAACCGAGGUCACAAAGGCUUCUCGUCUCCUAUAG